GACACCGCCGGGACCCAUCCAUGUUACUCGUGUACUGUAGCGUAGGCACUCAUAGUGAAGCCGGUAGUUUUAAAAUUACCGUAAGGCCCAGUUGAUUGUACCGAUGAGAUAUUUUUUAUAAAUACUAAUUGAACUGACGCAGCACCAAUUUAUUCAAAUGCACACAGUUACCUGCGCUUUUAGUAAUUCUGACAAGGGGGGAGGACCAAUUACGCGUUUGUCCCGAGAACGAGAGUUUUCAUUAAUUUCGCUCUUCGUUGAGCAUUCGACCACAGCUGGCCACAUCCGUGCCGGAGUAAUACGAAAUAUUUUCACCCAAAUGUUGAUAAGAAACUGCGCUGUUUAACUGUAUUGUCGUGCGUACACGGGGACAAACGGACUAGCGAAUAUUUUGUUAACACUUCAAUAAGUAAAAAUGGGAUGCAACACGAGCAAGGAGAGCGUUCAGGCGGGCGCGGAGGAGGCGAAGGAGGAUGUUAAGAACGGCGAUAUUCCAAAAAGUGCUGCAAGCCAAGUCGACAAAGAGGAGGAAGUGAGCCAAGAAGUUGAUACAACUGAGGAGACAAAACAGGCGGAAACAGGAGACGAAUCAAACGACUCGAGUGAUAAGGAGAAAGAGGAGGCUGCAACGAGAAUACAGGCGGUGUUUCGGGGUCAUCAGGCGAGAAAGAGUAUGAAAGACACUGAUACAUCGUCACAGGGUAAAAAUAACUCUGAGGACAGCGAACCGACCAUCGAGCAACUGCAGGAGGAAUUCCGAGCGGACGACGUUGACCUGUGUAACGCAGCGACAAAGAUUCAGGCAUCUUUCCGCGGCCACAUGUCGAGAAAGGAGCAGGCAGUUUCCUCGGUGAUGAAGGCCGCUGGGGAUAUGGUGCAGAGUGCAGGGGAAAAAAUUGAGGAAAAGGUCGAUGAUGCGGUCAAUGAGCUCGAGGGAAUCGAUCUUACUGAUCCGGAUCUUCACAAAGCUGCAACGAAAAUACAAGCGAGCUUCCGGGGUCACAAGGUGCGCCAGGAAGUACCCGAGGCUCCCAUCAAGAAGUAAAGGGGGUGCGGGACGAUGUGAGAAGUAGCUGUGAGCCAAGGGCAUAGGACAAGACAGAGUAGUAAAAACGGAAUGAAGCGCUGGACUUGAUAUCACAUUUUUUAAAAGUUAUUUUUCCUCCCGUCUGUUUCAUUUUAUGGCCUCACACGAGUGAUCGUAGAGACUGUCACAGGGAUUGGGGUAAAUCUGGUUGAGUUAUUGAGUAGCGCUUGGGUGUCUAAUCCCGAGAAGAACACGGUUGAAUGAAUACUGCGAUCAUUGGAAUGGGGCGGAUUUUCCUUUUGUCUCCUACGGUUAAAUGCCUCUGUCAAGAACACCGAAAGUCGUGAACCACUUCUGCCUCACUGUAAUUACGGCUGAGAAAUUCUUGUAUCUCAUGCCAACAAUUACAGAGAAUAAUUCAGUUUAAAAUUAUGAAGAUGAAGAAACUCAAUUUUAUUCGAAUUUUAAUGUACUCGAGUCUAUAUAGCAUCUCAAAUUAUUGAAGCCUACCUUCUCCACCGUUCAUUCACAAAUUGCCAUUAGUGAGGACGGGAAGGUCCGUAGAUUUUGAAAAUGAAUGAAAAACGGUUAAAUAGAUGAUACAAGGAUACCUUAAUGAAAAUCUUUUUAAUACACGAAUAUUUGUAGAUGGUACACUGUAAGAACUGAAAGCAAUUUUGAAUAGGACAAAAGAACAUGUGAAUUACAGACAUGGUUGGAGAGGUGCAACAAUGAUGUAAUUAUUCAUGCUUUGGAAUUUGGGACAAAUUGGUUUUGUGAACAUGCUGGAUGGUUGAGAUAGUUCAACUUUUGUGAUGAAGAAACACGAGGUCCACGCCUACGGUCUCCCUAUCAUUUUUGUGCACAAACGUCUGAACGGGGCUUAAAACGUUGGACUCCAUCUUUGCCGAGUGAUUUAAUCUAGACUAAAAUCUACCUUUAAAUACAAAAAAAAAGACAAAAAUGAUAUACCUAUGUAUGAUAAACAAAAACAAAAUGCAAAAUAAUGGGAACUUGCAGCAUUUGAUAAUCAUUUGAAAGUUGUAUACUGAUUUUUUUGUUUUUAGUACUCUUUGUGUUUUUCACAUGUUUCUAAUGAAAAUCACAGUCGUGAAAACUUUUACCCAAAUUGCAGAUUUUGAUGCUGCAUUGAGACUUUUGACUCUCGAUCACAAUUGUAAUUCCAAAAUACUUCAGAAUCGAACAUACUUUUAGAUAAUAAAUCACUAUUCAUUAUGAAGAUGAAGAAAAACAACAAGCAUGCUCUCAAACCCCAUCCGGAUGUACGCAGUAGCAUAGAAAUGUAUUAAAUCAUUAUAAUUGUCGCAGAUAUCAAAAGGAAUUAAUUAAUUAAUUUGCGCAUCUUUUAGGCACAUCGAUAAUUUUGUUAUUUCAAUGAUCAAAAAAACGAUAUUUUUCAGCGGUAGAUCUCCACCAUAGAUUGUAACCAACCAAAAUGCUUGCAAAUUCUCGAUUCGAGUGGUUACGUAGAUCGUGUAUGUGCUAGUGAUGAAGAUAAAAAGGAAAAUGAAAAACUUAUAAAUUGCAAUUACCGAAAUUCUAGUCUAUUUGCUUUGCUAGCGGCGAGUUGGUAGACGGUGUUUUUAGCAGGCCUAAAAACUUUAUGUGAUUCUGUGUGAGUUAUUGCUUUGAUUAUUUCAGUCACCACGAUAGUAAAUGACUAAAUUAUUCCUAGUUGAUAACAUGAAUUCCAAAGUGAAGUACGAUUAACAUUAAUAUACUUUAAAAUUACAAUGAAUAAUGGAAAUAUAACAUUAAGUUACUAAUUCGAAUCAUCAUGCACCACGUUUGUAGAUAAUAAAUGAUAUAUGUUCCGUUUUUAUUUCAAUGAAACAGAAAAACAACACCAUUAUCAGAUACGUUGAAAUGUCAAUUGACCUAAUACUCGAUUCUACUCGGUAGAUUCCAGGAUAUGCUUUUAGGCGACUAAUGAAGAUUUCAGAAAUAGAUUAGUGUGAUCAUAGAAAAUGUAUCGUUUAUCCACUUCCCAGAAAUGUUCCGUCAAAAAUCGGUGGAACAAUGUUCACGAGAUCAAUAUCGAUCAUUUCAGACAUGCAGAAAUUGAUUAAAAAAAACCCACGAGAUACAAUUAUAUAAUUUAACACACGUAAAUGAUAAGUUCAAAGUUCAUUACGAAUACUUUUGAAUAAUUCAGUGGAACAAAUGGUUUUUCACGGAGUGGAAAAUAAAUACCAACAAAAACGGAUAUUUUUGCAGUGUGUGAGAACGAGACAGACAUUUUCUAAGAUGAUGCUACUUUACUCAUCGAGAAUCGAGUUUACUGUGCACACUGUGCUGAGCUGAAAUGGCCGAACUAUUAUAACAUAAGUGAAAGACAAAAAGGGAGAACACAAGAAAUUGUAAUGUUGAAGAACAGAAACAAAUACCAUGUAUGUAAUCUGUUUGAUUUAAAAUAAAUAUUCACUAAACGUA
This is a messenger RNA of Diachasma alloeum, 3481 nucleotides long. It is a transcript of the gene igl, whose product is annotated as neuromodulin. Gene Ontology annotation, molecular function: calmodulin binding. The record is from RefSeq and is a predicted model, not a curated record. Bases 416 to 1045 code for a protein of 209 amino acids. The transcript is spliced from 5 exons. Lineage: Eukaryota; Metazoa; Arthropoda; Insecta; Hymenoptera; Braconidae.